Messenger RNA from Mercenaria mercenaria, 951 nucleotides. RefSeq lists its product as uncharacterized. The transcript is spliced from 2 exons. The record is from RefSeq and is a predicted model, not a curated record. The annotation marks the transcript as partial. Lineage: Eukaryota; Metazoa; Mollusca; Bivalvia; Venerida; Veneridae.
AUGAUAAUUUCGUUUCCAUCACCGAAUUCCCGGCGUAAUUGUCAGCCACAUAGAGGGGUUUGUGUACCCCCAAAUUUUGGACUGUACCCCUAUCUUGCAAAGGCAGGGGGUACAUGUACAGGUACCCUUAACUUUAAAAAUGAGUGGGCAUGCUUUACUAGUAUUGUACAUACAACAAGUACAUGUACUGUACAUAUAGCAAGUACAUGUACUGUACAUAUAGCAAGUACAUGUACUGUACAUAUAGCAAGUACAUGUACUGUACAUAUAGCAAGUACAUGUACUGUACAUAUAGCAAGUACUAGUAGUGUACAUAUAGCAAGUACAUGUACUGUACAUAUAGCAAGUACUAGUAUUGUACAUAUAGCAAGUACAUGUACUGUACAUAUAGCAAGUACUAGUAUUGUACAUAUAGCAAGUACAUGUACUGUACAUAUAGCAAGUACUAGUAUUGUACAUAUAGCAAGUACUAGUAUUGUACAUAUAGCAAGUACUAGUAUUGUACAUAUAGCAAGUACUAGUAUUGUACAUAUAGCAAGUACUAGUAUUGUACAUAUAGCAAGUACUAGUAUUGUACAUAUAGCAAGUACUAGUAUUGUACAUAUAGCAAGUACUAGUAUUGUACAUAUAGCAAGUACAUGUACUGCACAUAUAGCAAGUACUAGUAUUGUACAUAUAGCAAGUACAUGUACUGCACAUAUAGCAAGUACUAGUAUUGUACAUAUAGCAAGUACUAGUAUUGUACAUAUAGCAAGUACUAGUAUUGUACAUAUAGCAAGUACUAGUAUUGUACAUAUAGCAAGUACAUGUACUGUACAUAUAGCAAGUACUAGUAUUGUACAUAUAGCAAGUACUAGUACUGUACAUAUAGCAAGUACAUGUACUGUACAUAUAGCAAGUACUAGUAUUGUACAUAUAGCAAGUACAUGUACUAGUAUUGGCUUACGGAAG